AUGGAGCAGCACGACAGGGACAGCCGCACUCCCGAGUUCGACAACGCCGCCGCCCUUAAGGCCCAUUGCGCACAAUACCCCAAACACGACGUCGCAAAGCAGGACCAAGAGUCUGUUCUGUAUAUGGACGUCGAGCGCAAGAUCUGCGCACAAUUUCGAAAUGAAGGCGCUAUGUACGGGCCCAGAUACCGCAGCUACAUCUUGGAUGCCGUGAUACGAGAGGUCCGCGCGCGCCGUCUGUUCUUUGACCCAGAGCCAUACCCAACUCGCCUCUGGAUCACGCUGACCGGUGAUUCUUUCUACAAGGAGCUAGGAGCAUUCCCUCUGUACGAUGCCGAUCACCCGCGUAUGAGAUACAUGACGAUCAAGAAGCUUCGCAAGCAUUCUCGUAUCUUACUCGAGGUCGCCAGCGAGAUCCAUCGCACGUUCUCUGAGUUUCAUCCCGAGCAUGCCUCCAUUGAUGACGCGAACGACCUCCCGGGUGUUACCAGGAGUCUCUGCGACGAUAUCAACCAUCUUCAAGCACAGAACGCCGAACUCGAGCUCGAGUUGAACUUCGAGGAGGCUGAGAAGCAACGCCUGCUCGAACGCUUGAGUCUCUAG
Molecule: messenger RNA, 603 nt
Organism: Trametes versicolor FP-101664 SS1
Lineage: Eukaryota; Fungi; Basidiomycota; Agaricomycetes; Polyporales; Polyporaceae
Exons: 7
Coding region: 1-603 (200 amino acids)
Source: RefSeq, a predicted model, not a curated record